ACUCCUCCCUGCUUUAUUACUUCCUCUGCUCUCUCUCUCUCUGUCUCUCUCUCUCUCUCUCUCUCUCUCAUCCUCGCUCAUUCUGUAAUCCACUACUGUUCAUCCGUUUGAAUCGUUUGAUCCCACGAAGGCUACGAUCAUCGCUAGAAAAAGAAUGGGUGCUGGGAGGAAGAAAACCACACUCACUUUGAAAGAAAAAGCUCAACCCUCUUGCACAGUGAAUGGCAGUGCACCUGCUAGAAAUCUACGAAAGAAAGAUCUAGCUGCUGUGAUUUUCGGAUGCAAGCAUAAUACAAUUAGAGAAUGUUACUCUGAACUUUUGUUUGGGUUGCCAUCUCCUCAUUUUGCUUAUGUGAAGAACAUCAGUCCUGGCUUGCCGCUUUUCUUAUUCAACUACAGUGAUAGGAAGCUUUAUGGUAUCUUUGAGGCUGCAAGCCAUGGACAAAUGAAUAUCAAUGCAUAUGGGUGGACUGGUGAUGGUGCAGAGUACUCGCCAUAUCCUGCACAGGUUCGGGUCCGAAUUCAGACACAAUGCCAACCCUUGCUUGAAGAUCAGUUUAGACCAGUUAUUGCUGACAACUACUAUGAGCAGAGGCUUUUUUGGUUCGAGUUAGACUGGGUUCAGACCAGACUUUUGAAAGCCAUGUUUUUAUUAGCACCAGUAGAUAAGAGUGUCUCUCUCCCACGGAACAUGCCUAGGUGUAAUACUCUCGCCAAUUCUUUACCAACUUCUGGUAUGAGACAUGUCCUUGAUCAAGUUGAGGCCCCAUUUUUAGAGGCAGUUUCUGCUCAUUCAAAUCAAUCUGAUGUGCGAUGGGGCUGGUCAAAUACAAAUUCUUCAGCUAUAGGCAAUGCAAACACUUCCCAUCAACAGAAAACGUGGAGUUUGUUGUUCAAAAAUUCGACAACUUCUCAAACAAUGAAGGAAGAUCAAGAUUUAGGGGCACAAACUCCAGAGUCGAACUUCCCCUAUUCAGAUCAGUCUAACAUGGAAUGUGAUUCUUUAUCUGUCCCUCCUUGGUUGGAAGGAGAAAUCCUAAACUAUGAAGCUCUUCCGGAAGAUUCAGCUAUGUGGAAUUAUGAAGAAGUACAUGCGGGGUCAGAAUCAGGUUGGGAAUUGUCAUGCUCUUCUGUUCAAAAGAGGACUGCUUUUGAAGAAAAAGAAGGUGUACAGGCUACUUCUUAUGAUCUUCCACAUUUGGAGGAUUCCAAUGUGGGUUGGGGCUCAUCAUGUGCUACACGUCUUCUGGAUGGAGAAAGUAGGCCAUCAGAAGGUUCCACAGCUGACGAUGUAACAAAAGUUGACGAGGAUGAAGGUUUGCAUCAUGAAAAAAGAUCUCCUCCCCCUUUUGCAACCGAUGACGUAAAUUUAGAAGAUGGAUGUUCUCCAGAAGUACAGGAAGUUGAAGAGAUGAACUCGUCCAGUAUGCAGUCUGUAGUAGCCAAGUUGAUGCAAGAAAUUGGAGGGCUGAAGAAACGUAUAUCAAUUUCCGAUGUUCCUUCUUCUUUCAUCACCGCGCUCGUAUGGUCCAUGUGUCUGAUUGGGGUUGAAUCUAAUGUAGAAAUCCAGCAAUUGAAAAAACGAUGUCAUGUAUUGGAAUCUAGGUCGCCCUUUUCAAUUGGCAGGGUUGAUGAUUCCAUCCUUAUUGUGGGAGGAUUUGAUGGUUGUUCUUGGCUAUCUACUUUGGAUUCCUAUUCUCCUUCUGAGGACACAAUGAAAUCACUUAAGCCAAUGACCUGUGUACGCUCAUACGCCUCACAAGCAACUUUGAAUGGUGAGCUCUACGUACUUGGUGGUGUAGAUGGUGAUAUGUGGCGUGACACAGUUGAAUCAUACAACCCGACAAGCAAUCAAUGGGUUAGUCGGCCUUCACUCAAUCAGAAGAAGGGAAGUCUAGCUGGAGCUUCCUUAUGUGGCAAAAUUUUUGUUGUUGGUGGUGGAAAUGGACUUGCUUGUUACUCAGAGGUAGAAAUGCUUGACAUGAACAUUGGGAGGUGGAUUACCACUCAGUCAAUGCUACAGAAGCGGUUUGCUCCAGCGGCAGCAGAAAUUAAUGGCACACUCUAUGUCGUGGGUGGCUAUGAUGGAAGAAAUUACUUGGAUUCUGUUGAAAGAUUUGAUCCCCGAGAACACUCAUGGACAAGACUAGGAAAUAUGAGCACAAGGAGGGGAUGCCAUUCUUUGACCGUACUAAAUGAAAAACUAUAUGCUUUGGGUGGUUACAAUGGAGCUGAAAUGGUUCCAACUGUUGAGAUAUUUGAACCUCGAGUUGGUUCAUGGAUGACGGGGGAACCCAUGAACAAUGCUAAGGGUUAUUCUGGAGCCGUCGUUCUUGGGGGCAAAAUAUACAACAUUGGUGGUGUGAAGGAAAAUAAUGAGAUAUUGGACACGAUUGAAUGUUAUGAAGAGGGUGGCAGCUGGGAGGUGACUAACCUUAAAGCUGUGGGAAAAAGAUGCUACUUCUCCGCCAUUGUCUUGUGAGUCAGUUUAGCUGCAGUCUGAGACUACGGAAAGAAGUCAAACAAAUGCAGCCUCUCUUUAUUGGUAAACUAGAAAGCAAAUGUAUCUAUUGUCUGUCAUCUGCCCUUGUAACUUGCAAACUUAACUGUGGUAACAAUUAAAGAUCCUAAGAACCUUAUUACUAGUUGAAGGGCCAGCACGCAAUGCCCGUUGCUAGCUUCCAAGGCUCAAAGAUUACACAUGAAGUUAGUGUCCUUUUACUACGCAUCAGACACAUCCAAUGUCCCUUGCAGAGUAGAUAAUUAAGCCCGUUUGAGAUAAGAAACAGAGGGAAGAGGGAACA
Rhododendron vialii is the source of this 2804-nucleotide messenger RNA. RefSeq lists its product as uncharacterized. Gene Ontology annotation, molecular function: protein binding. Lineage: Eukaryota; Viridiplantae; Streptophyta; Magnoliopsida; Ericales; Ericaceae. The transcript is spliced from 12 exons. The record is from RefSeq and is a predicted model, not a curated record. Gene Ontology annotation, biological process: response to endoplasmic reticulum stress. The coding region runs from base 155 to 2482 and encodes 775 amino acids.